CAUCUGUCAUUUCACCCACAACUUGUUCUCUCAAAACAAAAAGAAACUAGGAAAAGAAGAAACGACGGUUUUAGCUACACGGAAAGGAAAAUUGUCAAUCGCGUGUGUUUUGAUUUUCCAAAUCUAACAUCAAAGCAAACUCUUUUCCCAUUCUUCAAAGAAAAAACAAUCAAAGAUAUUUCCCAACACUCAACCCACCAUAUUUUUGGGAGCAAAAGUGAUUUCAUUUGUGAAGAAAUAUGUCUUCAGAUGCGCCAAACUGGCGCCAAUCAAUCAUAACACGGAUAAUUGAUCGCAAUAAACGCGAAUCAUCCUACCACAAGGAACUCAUCCAACAAAAUAAUCGCUUCUAUGACACCGUUGUCCAAUUGGAGGCAGAGAACCUUCGGAUCAAUGUCGAGAACGAGAAGCUGCGAACUGCCGUGGCAACAGGUGGCAAGGACUCUGGAGGUUCCUUCGCUGUUCUCGAGCGUCUGCUGGCCGAGCAGAAGCAUCUCACCGAGUUGCACAAGCGGAAGGGCGACAAUUCCCAGAUGAUUGUCGACCUGAGCAUGAAAGUCGAGGAGCAGCGCAAGCUUCUCGCCGAAAAAGAUCUUAACUGCGCCGAGCACAUGAAGAUGAAUCAAAUCUUACGCGCCGAGUCGGCUAUGUUGAAAUCAAGUCUCGAAGAACUCAAGAAGCUAGACACAACCCUCCGAGAUGAACACACUGCCCUCCAACUGGCAUUUAGUGCGCUCGAGGAGAAAAUGCGGGGGAUUCAGGAUGAAAAUCGAAGCCUUUUAGAACGUCUGAUGAAAUACAAAUCCAAGGACGCUGAUAAACUAAACGAAGAAAACGAAAGCUUCCUAAAAAAAAGACUGCCGUCACUUUUCAGAAAACGGUCCGACAAAUUACGCCGCGAUUUGGAAGACGCCGUCCGUGAGACACGCAACUCAAACAGUCCAAACGAUCUGCCACCUGAAUCUGCAAGUAUUGCUGGUGGCGAUCAAGGAGGAGGUGUUGGCGGUGGCGGUGACUUUUUAUACGAUGAGAUGUUAAUGUUGGCCGAUGAGGUUAAACUAUCGCCUGGUACCGGUCCGGACCGCUUCCAUUCAUCAGAACCAGAAUUGAUAAUGAAAUUCGAAGCUCAUGAAACCGAAGCCAGUGCAGUACGCUGGAAUCCGGUGGAGAAAAUGGUUGCCACUGGUGGUGCCGAUCGGAGGGUUAAACUUUGGGAUGUUAAUAAGCAUAUAACAGGAACAACAACAGAAGCCAGAGCAGUUCUGGGCGGUAGCAGUGCUGGUAUCAAUUCGGUGGAGUUUGAUUCAACGGGUUCAUAUAUCCUCGGAACAUCAAAUGAUUUUGGAGCAAGGCUGUGGACAGUUGCGGACCAUCGUUUAAGGCAUACUCUUACUGGACACAGUGGCAAAGUGAUGGCAGCUAAAUAUGUACAAGAACCCCACAAAGUGGUCACCGGAAGUCAUGAUAGAACUUUAAAGAUAUGGGAUCUCCGGAGUAUAGCCUGCAUUGAAACGAAAUUCGCUGGCUCUUCCUGCAAUGAUCUAGUGACCAGCGACAGUCUGGGAUCAACCAUUAUAAGUGGUCAUUGGGACAAGAAAAUACGUUUCUGGGACAUUAGAACGGAGAAGCAGUGUGUUGAUCUGGCCAUGCCAGCUAAAAUAACAUCUCUAGACUUGUCAAAGGACUGCCUUUACCUCAUUUGCUCGGUUCGUGAUGACACAAUUAAACUGAUAGAUCUUCGUAAGAAUCAAGUAAUUGGAUGCUUUUCCAACGAGUCAUUUAAACUCAGCUGUGAUUGGUCUAGGGCGGCUUUCAAUUAUAAUGCCACAAAAGUUGCAUGCGGCUCGUCGGACGGAUUGAUAUAUGUGUGGAAUGUUGCUUCAAAAGAAUCAUACACACUCAAGGGACAUAAUUCCUGUGCCGUCAUUGCAGUUGCAUGGUCACCAACUGGUUCCGAAUUAGCUUCAGUUGGAAAAAGUCGACGUUGUAUUAUUUGGAAUGACGCGUAGCCAAAAUUAUUAAUUAUUUACAUCACACUCAAAGCUAUAUUACUACUACUACUACGCAUUCACAUAAUAGAACCGUUUAGAUUUUCAUUAAAUCACAUAACGGAAUCAGGAGGUUUUUUUUUUACAAAAAUCUAAAACUAGUGAUAAUUUUCUUCUCCGUCAUAUUAUUUUUAUAUAAUCAUAAAAUUUGAAAUAAUAAUAAAAUUAAAAUAAAAACUUUAUAAUAAUAAUUGAUAAAUUUAAAGACUUUCUCUUUUUCCUAUAUAUUGUUAUAAAAAUAAAAAAUUAAUGAUUUUGUAAUAAUUAAAAAGAUAUAUAAGCAAAAUUUAUAUAAUUUCUUGUAUAAGCGUUUUCAAAUUUUUUGGGUAUGUAUAAUUAUAAAAUAUUGUUUAGUUUAAGAAAUUAUAGAAAUAAAAAUACAAUUUUGUAACGAAUUUAUUUUUAAAUAUAAAAAAAAACAUUUUGCUUAGAUUUAGUUCUUAAGAGUGGAUAAUAUUAGUUUUAUUUUUAUUUUUAAUCGAGGUUAUUUCAAUCAAAUGUGAGCUCCAACAUCACAAUUAAAAAAUAUAUGAAUUCAAUUUUGUCCAAAUAAUUUAGGUUUACCUCGACGACCCGACGAUGAACUUAUUUUAGCUAACAGACCAACAACAUGCGAAGCUUAUAAAUGUUUAUAUAAAAAUAUAAUAUUAAAUAUAUAACUUUAUAAAUAUAACCGUUCAAAUUUGUAACUGUAAAUUAAAAAUUAAAUUUUAAAAGAGGAUACAAUUUAUUAAAGAAAACAAAAUUUUAAAUAAAAUAUAUAAAAUAUG
This is a messenger RNA of Eupeodes corollae, 2818 nucleotides long. RefSeq names its product autophagy-related protein 16 (gene Atg16). Gene Ontology annotation, biological process: autophagosome assembly. NCBI's taxonomy places the organism in Eukaryota, Metazoa, Arthropoda, Insecta, Diptera, Syrphidae. The transcript has 11 exons. Gene Ontology annotation, molecular function: protein binding. Bases 240 to 2009 code for a protein of 589 amino acids. The record is from RefSeq and is a predicted model, not a curated record. Gene Ontology annotation, cellular component: autophagosome membrane.